Arachis stenosperma is the source of this 3552-nucleotide messenger RNA. RefSeq names its product ATP-dependent DNA helicase homolog RECG, chloroplastic. The transcript has 17 exons. Gene Ontology annotation, biological process: DNA repair; DNA recombination. The record is from RefSeq and is a predicted model, not a curated record. The coding region runs from base 365 to 3358 and encodes 997 amino acids. Gene Ontology annotation, molecular function: ATP binding; DNA helicase activity; nucleic acid binding. Lineage: Eukaryota; Viridiplantae; Streptophyta; Magnoliopsida; Fabales; Fabaceae.
GCUAUAAAGUUGUGUGUUGUGUUCAAUUGUGUAGUAGCUUCCGGCGGAGGUUGAGACGGCAACGACGACGAACCGGCGGUGCCUAGCAGCCAGAGGGAACACCGGAGUUUGCAAGCCUGAACGUGCUAACAGAUUCCACUGUGACUAAAGUGGAGAAAAGAAGAAAUCUUAUUUAGUUUCCCAAUUAGUUGGUCUGUUUGCCCAUUCUUUCUGGCUCUCUACCGGAGACAGCGAACAGCCACUCGCUGGGUGCAACGGGCGGGUGGAACAGCCAUGUCAGUGGCGGUUCUUCUUGUUCAAAGGGUAUAAAAUUCAACGAGUUAGUUCUCGCUUCCAAUUCCUCUCAACCGGAUACAAUCCCCCCAUGCACACUGCCCAUUCAACUGCUUGCCUCUCCAAGCUUGUAACAUCCUAUGAUUCCAUCGCUAUGAGAAGUCUUAUGGUAUUUCAAGGCAUGGAAGGGUGUUUGGCCUUUCUCAAUAGAAGAAUGAGGUGUAGUAGUUUUCUCUCUUUAAAAUUUUCGAAAAUAUGUUAUCGACAAAAGCAUAAGUUGGCACAGGGGAAGUCUCCACAGAUAGACCAACAUGGUAUAAAAAGCAGUUCAAAGUUUCAUAAUAAGGUAUUCGCUAUAAUGGAUUAUAACCUUCCAAAUCUAACUGGCAAUGGAAGUGGGAUAAAAAAAUCUGAAAUGAACAAAAAUGAUGCUUUAGAUGAUAUUGACAUCUCCUUGAUAUGUAAGAGAUUUCCAUCAAUUACUUUGGGUAGUGCUUCUCCAGUGGAUCUGUAUGAUGGGACCACAUUAUACUCUGAAAAGGCAGGCAUUAUAUCGCCAGAAGAUCUCGAAGAAUAUUUUGCUGAUUCUUCGGAGGGAAGGUGGGUGCAAAGUACUGUCCCUGAGGCAUGGCCUUCUUUGUACUUUAAUGAUUCUAGUGUAUCAGCAUCUGAGUUAAGUAAAGAAGAUUCUCAUACAUGUCAUUCAAUGUCACCAACAUAUGAAGAAAAAUUGGAUCAUCAAGUCAUGGAGGAAGAUUCUCAAAAUAAAGUGGGGCAGCAGUCACAAUCUAAUCUUACACCUAGAGAGUUAUUUCUUGACAAAUCCUUAAACUACUUACCUGGAUUGAGUAAGAGGCAUUAUCGACAGCUAGAUGACUGUGGGUUCCACACGUUACGGAAAUUGCUGCAACAUUUCCCUCGAUCAUAUGCUAAUCUGCAAAAUGCACAUGCCAAAAUUGAUGACGGGCAGUAUUUAAUUUUUGUUGGAAAAGUUUUAUCUUCAAGGGGAGUCAGAGCUAAUUGUUCAUUUUCAUUUCUUGAGGUGAUUGUGGGUUGUCAGGUUGCAGAGAAUGAAUCAGUUUCAGAGCAUGUGACUGGCAAUGCUAUUGGUGGGCAAGAGAAGACAAUUUACUUGCAUCUAAAGAAAUUUUUUCGUGGCACACGUUUUACUUUUAAACCUUUUCUUAAAAGUCUUGAAGAAAAGUAUCAAGUGGGAGAUAUAGCAUGUGUUAGUGGCAAGGUCAGGACUAUGCGUGCUAAAGAUCAUUAUGAGAUGAGAGAGUACAAUAUUGAUGUUCUUGGUGAUGGAAAUGAUUUCUCCUUUUGUGUUAAAGAGAGACCAUAUCCUAUUUACCCUUCAAAGGGUCGUCUGAAACCAACUCUUCUCAGGGACAUUAUUGCAAGAGCUUUACAAGCCUUACCUAGCAAUAUUGAUCCAAUUCCUGAAGACAUAACAAAGCAAUUUGGACUGUUAAGUCUUCAUGAUGCAUAUUUUGCAAUCCAUAAACCGAAAGAUAUAAAUGAAGCUGAUUUGGCCCGCAAGAGACUUAUAUUUGAUGAAUUUUUUUACCUGCAGUUAGGACGCUUGUUCCAAAUGCUGGAAGGUCUUGGUACACAAAUAGAGAAGGAUGGUUUGCUAGAUAAAUAUAGAAGACCAGAAAGUAAUGCUGUGUGUACAGAGGAAUGGUCUGAUCUCACGAAGAAAUUUUUGGAAGCCCUUCCUUAUUCUCUUACAUCUAGUCAAUUACAUGCUAUUUCAGAAAUUAUUUGGGAUCUAAAAAGGCCAGUUCCCAUGAAUCGGCUACUGCAGGGUGAUGUUGGAUGCGGGAAAACUGUGGUAGCUUUUCUAGCAUGUAUGGAGGUUAUUGGUUCUGGAUUUCAGGCUGCUUUCAUGGUUCCAACUGAGUUGCUUGCAAUCCAGCAUUAUGAACACAUGCUUACUUUGUUAGAAAACAUUCAUGAGGGGAACUGCAAACCAACCGUUGCUUUACUCACUGGUUCAACCCCACUGAAACAAUCACGGAUGAUUCGCAAGGGUAUCCAGGAUGGGGAAAUCUCAAUGGUCAUAGGAACCCACAGUUUAAUAGCAGAAAAAGUGGAAUUUUCAGCCUUACGUAUUGCUGUGGUGGAUGAGCAGCAUCGCUUUGGUGUGAUUCAAAGAGGAAGGUUUAAUAGUAAGUUAUAUGUAUCUUCAAUUUCGAGCGUGGAAGAAGCUGUUACAGAUGGGUCCUCAAAGAGUGAUGUUUAUAUGGCUCCUCAUGUUCUUGCCAUGUCUGCUACUCCUAUCCCAAGGACGCUUGCACUUGCUUUAUAUGGUGAUAUGUCUCUGACACAGAUAACCGACUUACCGCCAGGACGAAUUCCUGUUGAAACACAUACCAUUGAAGGAAAUGAGAAGGGAUUUGAAGAUGUGUACAAGAUGAUGCUUGACGAGUUGGAAGAUGGAGGGAAAGUUUAUCUUGUGUAUCCAAUUAUUGAACUUUCUGAGCAACUUCCUCAGCUUCGUGCUGCUUCUGCUGAUCUUGAAGUUAUAUCAAGUCAAUUUCAAGGAUAUAAUUGUGGUUUAUUACAUGGAAAAAUGAAAAGUGAUGAAAAGGAAGAAACACUACAAAAGUUUAGAACUGGAGAACUGCAGAUACUUCUUGCAACUCAAGUUAUUGAGAUUGGUGUUGAUGUUCCAGAUGCAUCCAUGAUGGUUGUGAUGAAUUCUGAGAGGUUUGGAAUAGCUCAAUUACACCAACUCAGAGGACGAGUUGGACGUGGUACGAGACGAUCAAAAUGUAUACUAGUAGCAUCAGCUGCUAGUAGCCUAAAUCGCUUGAAAGUAUUGGAGCAGUCAUCGGAUGGCUUUUAUCUUGCCAAUAUGGAUCUUAUACUACGCGGACCUGGCGACUUGCUUGGCAAGAAACAAUCUGGACAUCUUCCAGAGUUUCCUAUUGCUAGAUUGGAAGCUGAUGGAAAUAUUUUGCAAGAUGCACACCUUGCAGCACUGAAAAUUUUAAGUGCUUCCCAUGAUUUGGAACAAUUUCCUGCACUCAAACUGGAGCUUAGCAUGAGGCAACCACUUUGCCUGCUUGGUGAUUAAGUGUUGUUUUCAGAUGUGAAUGUUUUUUGUGAUAAUGUAAUUAAUGUAUUUAGUUUUUGUUUUCUUUUACUUUUAAGUUUUUUUCUCUUCUUUUGGUGGUUGGGUGGUGAGGUAAAAACUGCUCAUCCUGAAGGCCGAACUUUGCAUAUUGAAACUGUUAACAUCCCUUUUUUCAUAGAAUAUGUUGUGUACCA